Molecule: messenger RNA, 1206 nt
Organism: Nerophis lumbriciformis (worm pipefish)
Lineage: Eukaryota; Metazoa; Chordata; Actinopteri; Syngnathiformes; Syngnathidae
Source: RefSeq, a predicted model, not a curated record
AUGCAGGCCGAGUUUCGGCCGCCCCGGCGCCGCUGCCGGGUGUACGAGGAGUACGUGGCGCCCCUGCCCGUCAGGAGCCGUAGCUCCCCGGAGAAGGGAAGCGCGUCGAGGCCGACGAGGAGCUAUUUCCGAGCAGACAUCGUCAACGGGCACGUGCUGGUCACGGAUCCAGACCACAUCAGCGACAUUUACAACCAGGGGUAUUUCGGGAAAGGCAUCCUGUCCCGAGCGAGACCCGAGUACACCAUCUUCAACCAGUGGCGGGAUCACCAAGGCUUCCUACUUCCUGUUGUCACAUGCACGAGGUACGAGGAGCUGCUCGGGUGGGCCGAGUCAGCGCUCUUGGCUCAGGGCUCAGCUCGGGAGUCUGUCGACGAAACUCUGUUACGACUACGACAGCCCGUUGGAGAAGACGAGCUGGGGCGGCUAUCGGAGAACGGGAACGGGGCGGAGAACCUCAAUCCGGACCCGGAGACCGAAAGGAACAAGGUCGGUCCCAGCCCGAGCCCUGACGACUCUGACUCUUGCGACGACUCUGACACCGACAACGACUCUGACCGCUCCAGCGACGACGACGACUCAGGCACUUUAGUUCCGGGUCCUGGUUUUGUCCUGGUGCAGUUCGCGUUGUUCCAGGUCGCCGCAGAACCGCCACAACUAAGACGGAAUCCUUUAAGGAUGACAGAAUAUCUCCAACUCAGCCUGGAGGAGGCAUUCUUCCUAGUCUACGCCCUGGGCUGCCUUUCUGUCCACCUGGAGCAGGAGCCGCUGUCCAUCACGCAUCUCUGGAGGCACUUUAUCUCACUGCGUCCGGACUUUGUCAGCUCCUACGCGGCCUACCACCACUUUCGCAGCAGGGGCUGGGUCCCCAAAGGAGGGAGUGGUGCAAAAUACGGAGUGGACAUGGUCUUAUACAGGAAAGGUCCUCCUUUCUACCACUCCAGUUAUUCAGUGGUUGUGGAAAAGGCGGACGAGCGUUUUGAGGGUUCCACACUGCGGCCUUUCUCCUGGCGUUCUCUGGCCACCCUAAGCAGAAUCACCGCUACCGUCUCAAAGGAGCUCCUCCUGUGUUACGUUGUCCAUCCGGUCGAUUUAACGGAAGCUGAACUGGCCUCGCCAGAGUGUCUGAGCCGGCUGAAGAUUCAGGAGGUGGUGGUCAGCAGGUGGGUGUCUUCCAAAGAACGGGCCGAGCAUGAAGACAUCUGA